AGAGGGUGUGUGGGAUGCUCUGUUCCUCCCCAGGAGCCAUGGAUGCUGUGGAACUGGCCAGAAAGCUGCAAGAGGAGGCCACCUGCUCCAUCUGUCUCGACUACUUCACGGACCCUGUGAUGACCACCUGCGGCCACAACUUCUGCCGCGAGUGCAUCCGGCUGAGCUGGGAGAAGGCCAGAGGCAAGAAGGGCAGGAGGAAGCGCAGGGGCUCCUUCCCUUGCCCCGAGUGCCGCGAGCCGUCCCCCCAGAGGAACCUGCGGCCCAACCGCCUGCUGACCAAGGUGGCCGAGAUGGCGCGGCAGCACCCCGGCCUGCAGAGCAGGAAGCUGUGUGCGGUGCACCAGGAGCUGCUCAAGCUCUUCUGCCAGGACGACCAGAGCCCCAUCUGUGUCGUCUGCAGGGAGUCCCGGGAGCACCGGCACCACAGGGUGGUCCCCAUCGAGGAGGCCGUGCAGGAGUACAAGCUGAGGUUGGAGGAUGACAUGGAGCGCCUGCAGGAGGAGAUGAGGAGGACCGGGAAGCUGCAGGCCAGGGAGGAACAGACCUUGGCGGAGUGGCAGGAGAAAGUGAAGGAGCAGAGGGAGCGCAUCGUGGUGGAGUUUGAAAAGACGGGCCUCUUCCUGCUGGAGGAGGAGCAGCGGCUCCUCCAGACCCUGAAGGAGGAGGAGGAGGAGACGGCGGCCAGGCUGCGGGAGAGCGCGGCCGCGCUGGAGCAGCAGAGACGCUCCCUGGAGAUGCUGCUGUUGCAGCUGGAGGACAGGCGUGAGCGCGAGCCACUGCAGAUGCUGCAGGACAUGAAGGACCCUCUGGGCAGGAAGAACAGCCUGAGUGUGCAGUACCCGGAGGCCACCCCCAUUGUGCUGAGGACGGUCUGCAGGGUCCCUGGGCAGAUAGAGGUGCUCAAGGGCUUCCAAGAGGAUGUGGUGCCUGACCCCACCACGGCAUACCCCUACCUCAUCUUGUACGAGAGCCGCCAGAGGCGCUACCUAAGCACCCCGCCCGACGGCGCACCCUGCGGCAAGGACAGGUUCCUGGCCUACCCCUGUGCGGUGGGCCAGGAGGCCUUCUCCUCAGGGAGGCACUACUGGGAGGUGGGCAUGAACCUCACCGGAGACGCGCUGUGGGCCCUGGGCGUGUGCAGGGCCGACGUGAGCCGGAGGGACAGGGUCCCCAAGUCCCCGGAGAACGGGUUCUGGGUGGUGCAGCUGUGCAAAGGAAGGAAGUACACGCCCGCAGCGGCCGGCCCCACGCCCGCCACGCUGGCCGAGCCCCCCAGCCACGUGGGCAUCUUCCUGGACUUCGAGGCUGGGGAGGUGUCCUUCUACAACGUGAAGGACGGCUCCCACCUACACACCUACUCCCAGCCUGCCUUCCCUGGGCCCCUGCAGCCCUUCUUCUGCCUCGGGGCCCCCAAAUCCGGCCAGAUGGUCAUCUCUACAGUGACCCUGUGGGUGAAGGGUUAG
Diceros bicornis minor is the source of this 1466-nucleotide messenger RNA. RefSeq names its product tripartite motif containing 17 (gene TRIM17). The record is from RefSeq and is a predicted model, not a curated record. The transcript is spliced from 6 exons. NCBI's taxonomy places the organism in Eukaryota, Metazoa, Chordata, Mammalia, Perissodactyla, Rhinocerotidae. Bases 15 to 1466 code for a protein of 483 amino acids. Gene Ontology annotation, molecular function: zinc ion binding; protein binding.